Molecule: messenger RNA, 944 nt
Organism: Fragaria vesca subsp. vesca
Lineage: Eukaryota; Viridiplantae; Streptophyta; Magnoliopsida; Rosales; Rosaceae
Product: cell number regulator 1-like
Exons: 4
Coding region: 96-662 (188 amino acids)
Source: RefSeq, a predicted model, not a curated record
UUAUAUCUAUAUAGUUGGGAAUUACUAGUACUCAAAUGCGGACCCAAAUCACGAAUAGGCAUUAAGUCGAUUACGUACGUAGAGCUAGCCCGAAUAUGUAUCCCACAGCUCCUGACCAUGAGAAAUAUGCAGGUCAUGAUCAUGAUCACCAUGUUCCAGGUCAUGAGGUUCCAGCUUUGAGUCCUCAUGGUGUAGCAAGAGUCUAUGCUCCUCCAUAUGUAGUCAGUACGGGGCACUCUGCUCGUCACGUAGGAGGGGAGUGGUCAACUGGUCUUUGCCAUUGUUGUGAUGAUCCUCCAAAUUGUAUGAUCACUUGCUUUUGCCCUUGCAUCACCUUCGGCCAGAUAGCUGAGAUAGUGGAUCAAGGUUCCUCAUCUUGUGCUCAACAAGGAACGUGUUAUGGGAUUCUUCUUGCAACUACUGUUCUUGCUUGCUUAUACUCGUGUUUCUAUCGGUCGAAGUUGAGAGGUCAGUACGACUUGGAAGAAUCACCUUGUGUGGAUUGCCUAGUUCAUUUUUGCUGUCCUGGUUGUGCACUUUGUCAAGAAUACAGAGAGCUCAAGAGUCGUGGUUUUGAUAUGGGAAUAGGUUGGGAAGCCAACUUGGACAGACAAAGGCGAGGAGUUACUCAAGCUCCGGUGGCACCAGGAAUGAUAAGAUAAAAGAGAUCGAUGACGAGAAAAAUUAUGCAGAUGGCACCAGUUCUAGUUCUUGUAAAUUGGUUUUAUGAUAUUCUCUUUCUAUUUGAUGCUGGUUUGGAGAAUUUGCCCUUAUCUGUUCUUGGGUACAUAUUGUGAAAAAAAAAAAAAAAAAAUUAGGGUGGCAUGUUUAAGCUAGCAAAUGAAUGAUUUGAAUAUUAGCUCUCCUACGAUAUAGUGUGUAAAAUUUCCAUUCAUGAAUAACAAACUAAUGUACGUAGUGCUUCCAGCCUACCAUUCACUUUC